Diplodia corticola is the source of this 2901-nucleotide messenger RNA. Its product is annotated as intracellular protein transport protein. The coding region runs from base 1 to 2901 and encodes 966 amino acids. The record is from RefSeq and is a predicted model, not a curated record. The transcript is spliced from 4 exons. NCBI's taxonomy places the organism in Eukaryota, Fungi, Ascomycota, Dothideomycetes, Botryosphaeriales, Botryosphaeriaceae. Gene Ontology annotation, biological process: retrograde transport, endosome to Golgi. Gene Ontology annotation, cellular component: Golgi membrane; Ric1-Rgp1 guanyl-nucleotide exchange factor complex.
AUGUCCACCACCAGCACCAAGACGACCCCGAUACGCGUGUCGGUCAGCUUCAAGGAACCCUCCGUUUUCGCCGGCGAAGACGUCCAGUGCACCAUCACCUUCAAGAACGUCGCCUCGACCAAGCCCGCCGCCGAGCGCACCCCUCAGCACCCGUCCAGCCGCGACCCCCGCCUCCUGCAUCCUGAGCGCUCGCGCCCAAAGCCCCUCCCGGUGCGCGCUCCCUCCGUCGCCCAGUCCGUCGCUCCCUCCAUCGCCCCGAGCAUUCCGUCGUCAGUCCAGCCGUCCGCGAGCAAGAACUCGUCGCUACACGAUGUCGCCUUCAGCUCGCAAGGGGCUCAGAGCGCCGCGCCACCAGGGAGAGCCCGCGGUCACCGUCCAGCUCUCAGCUUGACCACUCCGCAUUUUCCGGCCGUCCCGCCGUCGCCGUCCGCCGCCAGCAAUGCCCCCAAUGGCACCACUACGCCCGUCCACACCCACGGCAGGUCCCUGUCGAUAAUGUCUAUUCACAGUGAUGCCAUUAACGGUACAAUCACCAAUUCCGGAAGCGCCGCCGCGCCCAAACGCCCGGCCAGAGGACAUGGACGGAGCACGAGUCUGCAAGUUGUUUCGCCCCGCGGCGGAAGUUCAGGCGGCCCCAACAAUACUCGUUCGCUGCAACCCUCGCCGUUUUUUAGCACAUCGCCGCCCCCUCUGGGCCGAUCACAGACGGAUUUCAAUGUCCCGACACGGCCAAGACCGAGCAGACGGACAUCGAAGCACAGUACUGCGCCGGGCACGCCAGUGGCCAACGAAACCAGGAAACCGUCGCUGGGAAACUUCAAGUUCCCUCCAACGUCGCCUGAGCCCAGCUCGGCUCUUGGGGAGAUGAGCCCUGCUUUGGAGAUAUCUCCGGCGGAUGACACGUUCAGCAUCCCUCGAACAAGGAAUGCGUCGUUGAUUCCGUCUUCAGGGAACUCCCUAACGAGGAGUCCGGAAGAGAUUGCGCCGCCACGGGAAAAACUGCAGCCAUCACCGGUCACUAGGAUAAUAUCAGGUGCGAGCAUGAACGGAGGCAGCUCUCGGAGCAGCGGCGAGUUUUACACCGUCAGCAACAACUCCACCGAAACAUUGGCGUCCGAGUACAUAUCACGCCCAACCGCUCGCCUUCUUCCCAAGUUGAUGCAGGAUCGCAAACCUUCCAAUCUCGCCCCAGUACACCCACGCUUACAAGACAAACCCGAAGUGUUAAUGAUGGGCUAUGCCCAAGUCAUGGGCUCAUUUACCCUCGAUGGAUCUCUCAUCAACCAGGGACCAUUCGAGGAAGUCAAACGGAAAGGGGUAAUGGGAGGCCAAGGAGGCGGCGGUGUUGUCGGCAUCGAACGAACAAAGCGCGACAGCGGCCUGUUCGGUGCGCUUGGCUGGUCUAAUCUUGGAGAGUCGAUCGGAGGUCUCCUGGGCGGUGCCGAGCCCAGCAGCAUCCGUGAGAUGCGAUCCGUCGCAAGUGCAAAGACGGUUCCGCUGCUGAGCACACCGCAAAGCAUUCUCUUUGUCGAUUUGAAGCUGGCGCCAGGUGAGGAAAAGAGUUACACGUACACAUUCACACUACCGAGAGGACUACCGCCGACACACAAGGGAAGGGCAAUGAAGGUGAAUUACCAUCUAAACAUCGGAACGCAAAGACCCGGCAGCUCGGCAAGAGCGGUAAGGAGCGUGACCGUGCCUUUCCGGGUCUUUGGAAGCGUUACCAACCACGGCGAGAUCCUCGGACACGAUUUGAUGUCUCCAUAUAUACUACUGCGCGACCAGGCUACGACCAGCAUCGUCGAGGACUCCAAAGCUCAGUUAAUACCGAACACUCCAGUCAGCAGGAGGACAAACGGUGAGGCGAGCCAAGCCCAGGCCGAAUUCGAAAACUAUGUGCGGAAUCUGCUCGAGACGGCGAAACGCGAUCCGAACGGAAGCCUUCUUUCGCCGACGGAAGCGCCCAAAGAAUACCGCCGCCGCCGCUCCACCGUAGAAGAGAUGCCGGUCAACUCGAUGAAGGAGGCGAUCGACUUUGCCAUCCUCCGCUCAAACACCAGCUCCUCGUCGAGCGCGUCGACCAACCGCUUCGAGAUCGCGCGCAACGGGCGGCGGGUGGCGGUCAUCAGGCUGGCGCGGCCGGCGUUCCGGCUCGGCGAGACCAUCUCGGCCGUCAUCGAGUUCGACAGCGCCGAGGUGCCCGUGUACGGGAUCGCGGUGACGCUCGAGUCGAGCGAGAGGGUCGACCCGGCCAUCGCGCUGCGCAGCGGCGCGAGCAUCCACCGCGUCACGCGGAAAGUGCACGCCAGCUUCGCCGAGAACGCGCUGUUCGCGCGGCGCGUCUGCUUCGCGCCGACGGUGCCGCCCAACGCCACGCCCGAGUUCAUCACCAGCGGCGUCAGCCUCGAGUGGAAGCUGAGGGUCGAGUUCGUCACGCCGAGGGUCGCCGCCGCCGCCGCCCAUGGUCGCGGCAGCACCGCCGCCAGCGCUUACAAUAGCCGCAACAACAGCCGUAACAACAGCGUUGCGAGCACCCCCGUCAUGGAGAAGCAGCAGCAGCAUCAUCAUCAUCAGCAGCAGCAGCAGCAGCUCGCAGAAUUAUGGGGAGGGGCGGGCGCAUUGCUGGAGGAGAUGGCGAGCGAUGAUCGUGGCACGGGUGUACGGGGCCUCGACGGGCUCGGAUGGCUCGAUGGGCGCGGGGGAGCAGGAGGAGGGUGGAUAUGCUAUCUAGGCGCAAAGAAGAAGAAGAAGAAGAAGAAGAAGAAGAAGAAGAAGAAGAAGAAGAAGAAGAAGAAGAAGAAGAAGAAGAAGAAGAAGAAGAAGAAGAAGAAGAAGAAGAGAAGGACAGAGAAGGGCAUGGGAAAGGAAGAAUAUAUUUAUGUAUUUUGGAUGACUGAUUAA